Molecule: messenger RNA, 2490 nt
Organism: Diplodia corticola
Lineage: Eukaryota; Fungi; Ascomycota; Dothideomycetes; Botryosphaeriales; Botryosphaeriaceae
Exons: 3
Coding region: 1-2490 (829 amino acids)
Source: RefSeq, a predicted model, not a curated record
AUGCCGAGCUCCUACUUCCCCGGGGACCUUCUGCUCACCCAGCAAGUCAUCAACCGCGUCACGCCCUACAGCCAAUCCUACGACAUAUACGACGCCGCCCGGCCCUACGUGAUCGACGAGGAAGACGAGUCCUACAGCUACGACACCGACGACGCCGCGCCCUCGGUGAACAUCCCGCGAUUUAGCAAUAAGGAUGCGACAGACCGUGCGAGAAAGCGCUCCUCCCUCCCCCCGGCCCUCACCAGCGCGACCACCUCCAUAUAUCGCACCGCCAACUCCAUCAUCUCGCAGCGCGCCGCCGUCAGCAAGCUCCCCGCCGGCCUGCAGUUGCGCACCCAAUUCGAGAGCGCGCCCGCAUUCGAGUCGAAGCCGUCGUGGGAAAUGCACGGCGCCCACGGCCACGGCCACCCCGAGCGCCCUCUUUCCAUGUUCACCCCUUCCGGCAGCCUUCGCUCCCACUCGAAACCCCAACAUGUCCCGCAGCCGCGCAUCUUCCAGAAACUGCCGCGUGAGGUGUACGCCUGUAUCCUGCAGCAGCUCGAGGUGCUCCACUUCGGAAGGGGCACCCAGAGCUGCACGACUUGCUACUUGCGAGAUUUGUACAGUCUUGCCUUGACGAGUCGCGCGUGGGACAAGGCCGCGAGGAACAAGCUAUAUUCCAAGCUGUGGUUGCCUCCGCCAGACGUCGCGGACCCCAGGCAGGCCAAGUCAAAAACCCCUAGCCGCUUGAAAUUGCUUCGGAAAACACUUCGAGAAAGGAGCGCCCUGGCGAAGACGGUGGUCGAGAUCAAGGCGGCGGAGAUGCAACAGGUCAUGCUGCGGGCGAACUACAACGAAGGGCAAGAAAUCCUGAAUGAUUUGGCGUCGAUAGUCAUGGCCUGCCCGAACCUGGAGAGACUCGCCGGCUUCUACAGGAUCUACAACCACGAAUUCGACCGCCUCAACCACGCAUUAUCCACGCGACGGAACCUGAAGGAGCGGGCGUGGAUCAUAGGAAAGCCAAUCAACUAUGGCGCGGGGAAACUAACGCAGCGACAAGCAUUCGAGCUCUAUCCGGGGCCGACAGAACUGUUCUUGCACCACCACGACGUCGCCACCAACCUGGAGACGCUCUUCCUCCACGGCCAGGACUCAGGGGCGAUGGACUUCCGCGCCUUCGUCGCCACCUUCCGCAAGCUGCCGCGCCUCCGGCGCCUCCACAUCUCCAACUUCUCCGACACCGACUUCAACGACCGCACGCUCGCCGCCCUGCCGCCGACCCUGACCGCGCUCCGCCUCGAGGCCCUCGACGGCGUCACCGACAGGGGGCUCCUCCGCUUCGUGCAGUCGCCGGCGGCGGCGGCGCUCACGUCGCUCGCGCUGGUGCACCAGGAGAUCGUCGACCUCCUCAUCGUCAUCGUCCUGCUGCGCGCCUGCACGAAGCUCGAGCGCUUCGCCAUCGUGCAGGACGGCUCGCCCGGCGUCAGCAGCGGCGUGCCGCUGUUCCGGCCCGUGUUCGCGUCCCCGACGCUGCGCUCGCUGCACUGGGACAUACUGAUGCCGGCGCCGGCGACGGACGAGCUGGCCGUCAGCGUCGCCGGCGGCGCCUUCCCCUCGCUCGAGCGCCUGCGCGCGCCCUGCGACUACGACGGCGCGCUGCAGGACCUGUGCCGCCCGCGCGCCUGCGUGACGCUGCCCGACGACGAGUACUACUUUUACGUCAAGAACAGCGGCAGGCGGAGCGACGUCAAGACCACCAGCGGCAUCGGCCAUCCGGACAUGCGAGACUCGAUGAGCCCGCACGACGGCGGCCCCGUCGUCCUCGGCGGGCCCAUUCGGCCGGAUUCGUCUUCCUCGUCGUCGCUGUCGCCAUCCGACCGCAUCGAAUACACGCGCAACCUGGCCAAGGCGCGCCGCAGAGCCCAAUCCCGCAUCGACGCCCGCGUCGAGUGCUACUCGCCGACAACAGCAACACGCCCGUCAGCACCGGCGCCGUCUCCGCUACCCGCAACUACGCACAACCGCACGCGCAACGUCUCGGGCCCUGGCUCCGGCUCCGGCUCCGGCUCCGGCUCCGGCUCCGGCUCCGGCUCCGGCUCCGGCUCCGACUCGUCCUCGUCGUCCAUCUACUCCUCGUCAUCCCACAGCGCGACGAGCCUGGGCACCGGCAACGGCAUCAUCCAGAUCGUGGUCGAAAACGAAGACAACGUGGUGACGGAGCGCUUCUCGUUCGACUACGUCGGCACCAUGGGCAGCGGCGUCGAGUACGCGCUCGAGCCGGACGUGGGCGGCAGCCUGGACGCCGUCAUCGGCGUCGGGGACCUGAUGCUCGGGGCGCCGGUGAGGGGGUUGAUGAAUAUGGGAGGAUCAGGAUCGGGAUCAGGAUCGGGAGGUGGUGGCGGUGGUACUGGGUUCAGGGUGAGGGAUGCGUGUGCGGGGGGCCCGGCGGCGGGGAGGUGGCAUCGGUCGAGGGCGAGGGUGAGGUUGAUUGAGGUUGCGGAUUUCUUCUGA